Messenger RNA from Cebus imitator (Panamanian white-faced capuchin), 2124 nucleotides. It is a transcript of the gene BST1, whose product is annotated as bone marrow stromal cell antigen 1. The coding region runs from base 157 to 954 and encodes 265 amino acids. The transcript is spliced from 7 exons. NCBI's taxonomy places the organism in Eukaryota, Metazoa, Chordata, Mammalia, Primates, Cebidae. Gene Ontology annotation, cellular component: plasma membrane. Gene Ontology annotation, molecular function: NAD+ nucleosidase activity; phosphorus-oxygen lyase activity. The record is from RefSeq and is a predicted model, not a curated record. Gene Ontology annotation, biological process: positive regulation of B cell proliferation.
AAAGUGCUGGGACUGCCGACCUGAGCCACCGCGCUCCGCCCCAAGCUCAGGCUUGAAAUAGACUGGAUUAGGAAACGGAAAACAGCGAAUUGUCAGAGCUAGAGUCCCGCUCAGCAUCAGUUUGCGGAGCAGUCUAAGUAGAAGGAGAGAAGGAGAAUGGAGAAAGCAUGGGGCUGGAGGGACCAAAGUUCACCGAUGGCGGCCUGGGGGUGCGGGGCGUCGCGGCGGCGGCGGCUGCUGCGGCUGCUGCUGCUGCUGCUGCUACUGCUGGAGGCAGGAGGGGCGCGCGCGCUGUGGAGCGGGGAGGGCACCACCCCACAGCUGCAGGACAUCUUCCUGGGCCGCUGCGCCGAGUACCGCGCGCUGCUGAGUCCCGAGCAGCGGAACAAGAACUGCACAGCCAUCUGGGAAGCCUUUAAAGUGGUGCUGGCCAAGGAUCCCUGUUCCGUGCUUCCCUCGGACUAUGAUCUUUUUAUUAACCUCUCCAGGCACUCUAUUCCCAGAGAUAAGUCCCUGUUCUGGGAAAAUAGCCACCUCCUUGUUAACAGUUUUUCGGAUAACACCCGUCGUUUUAUGCCCGUGAGCGAUGUUCUGUAUGGCAGGGUUGCAGAUUUCUUGAGCUGGUGUCGACAGAAAAAUGCCUCCGGACUCGAUUACCAAUCCUGCCCUACAUCAGAAGACUGUGAAAAUAAUCCUGUGGAUUCCUUUUGGAAAAGGGCAUCCAUCCAGUAUUCAAAGGAUAGUUCUGGGGUGAUCCAUGUCAUGCUGAAUGGUUCAGAGCCAACAGGAGCCUAUCCCAUCAAAGGUUUUUUUGCAGAUUAUGAAAUUCCGAAUUUCCAGAAGGAAAAAAUUACACGAAUUGAGAUCUGGGUUAUGCAUGAAAUCGGGGGACCCAAUGUGAAUUUAUGCCAAGUGAACAAACAAUUAAGAAUGUGUAUGAAAAUGAAGUUCUAAUCAGUGACUAUCUGGGCUGGUGGUACGGGAGGUAAGAAUUUACCAAGACAGUUGAAGGUAAAGAAGGGCAGAUUUAUUAGUGAAAGUAUGAAAAUAUGUUGCAAGGGUGCAACAGGCAGGUCAACAAGAGAUGAGCUGACUUCAGGGAGACAAAGGCUUGCUGGGGUUUUUAUAGGAUUGUGCUUGUGCUGUGUGCUGAAGAGCACUUCGUGCAGUUCUGAUAACACCAAGUAAGCUAACUUGCCUUUUCCUAUCAGCUGAGGAUCUGGUGAUAGCUGGGCAUGGGAAAGUUGUGAGUUACUUGUGUAGAAAGCUGUGUAUCCUCAACCAUGAAGAAAACAGACUUAUAGCUUAUCUGCUUUCUCUUUUUGCUUUUCCCUGCUCCUGCCAGCCUGACUCCCUUUUUUCCUAAUUAGGACUCCACACCAACAAAGUUUGUUGUAAAUGGCAUUGAAAUAAAAGAAUCAACCUAGGUCUUCAACAAGAAAGGAUGGGCUCUAUGAGUUAUAGUCUGUUUAUGGAAGGGAGACCAUGCAGGAGCUAAAAACAAUGGCAGAAAAGUGUGUGUGUGUAUGUGUGUGUGUGUGUGUGUGUGUGUGUGUGUAUACACAGGAGCUAAAGCAGAGUACAAAACAAAUUGGAUAGCAGAGUCCCAUUGCUAUGUUUUAAGAAACUCGCAGAAAUAAAUAUAUUUUAAAAGUUUAGACCUAUAUACACCAAAAUGCCAAAAUGUUAACAUCAGUUAUCUCUAAGGGUAUAAUAUUUCAGGUAAUUUCUAAAAAAUUUUGUUUCUUUGCAUUUUCUAAUAUUUUUAAAUGUGUAUGUUUUGAUGGUUACUUAAAACUUUGAAUGAAUACACUGCAGUGUAAGGUGCACAAAUUGACAGGUAGCAUUGUGCUGAGCCCCUGGGGCACAUUGCAGAUAUGUGUCACUGUCUGGGGACGGACUGCUCAGGUGGCUGACAUCAUGCACAUGCACUGUCCCUGGCUCUCCCAGUGCUCCUGGCUGCCCAGCCUCAGGCCUGGGGCUGGGGUCCUCAGAGCAUCGUCUCCUGGGUCCCGCAAGUUUACCGGAAGUAGCCCUUUUUAAACCAGAGACAUUCCUUUUUCUUUCUGAGAGUAGAAUAUCCAGGAGCACAUAGUCAAAAGAAAUUACACUUAACCAAGAGAU